AUGAUUGACGUGUGGUCAUCCACCGCAGUCAAGCUGCCAAAGUUGCUACCGGCGAGAUCCGACAUUCCCCUGCCGAUGGACGAUCUGCCGUUCCUAUCGAUGAGCCGCAGCGUUCCUGCAGCACCCUUGUCGAACCAGAGCUCGCAGCAUCUCUCGCAGAUGGUGAGGCUGAAUAGGAUCUUGCUCGACAUUAAUGACUUUAACCAGCGUUGCGUGGCCGAGAACCCUAACUGGGACUCUCUGGAGCAGGGCGUGGAGACCUUGAGCUCUCGUAUGGAAGCCUGGCUUGCAGAUCUCCCGGACAAUAUGAGAGAUACACCCGAGAACUUUGCCUGGUUCGCGGCACGAGGUCUCGGCCGGACCUUUGCUGCGGUGUACUUGGGAUACUAUCACUUUGGGCAGCUGCUUUACUAUCAAUUUCUGUACGGCGCAGCUGCUACAACGGCCAUCAACCCUACGGCAUCCGCGUCCGUCGCGCGCCGAGACUCGUAUGCAAACAAAUGCAAAGACCAUGCCGCCCGGCUGUGCGACAUGGUGUACCGCGCGCAAACAACAGCCGGCGCUGACGUUAGAUAUACCAUGACGGCGCAUGUACUGGUCAUCGCAUCCACGGUUCAGAUCCACACCCUGUUGUUUAGCGGCAACGAGGCAGACAUAAGCGUGGCUCGCCAGCGUUUAGAGAGAAAUUUUGAGCUCAUUUUGCAACUACGAUGCUACUGGCCAACGACAGACCACGCCAUCAGCCGCCUGCGAGCAUUCCACGAGACGGCGCGGACCAGCAUCGACACGAGCUUCGUCCUAGACCGUUGGAUGCUCCGAUUUCUGGUUGAGUUUGCGGAGCCAAUGGAGGAAAAGGACGUCGGAAGUAUCCGGCGCGGGGAUGGAGAUGAGAUGGAGUCACUGUGGACGAUGGAGGGGCUCCGAUGA
Molecule: messenger RNA, 927 nt
Organism: Colletotrichum chrysophilum
Lineage: Eukaryota; Fungi; Ascomycota; Sordariomycetes; Glomerellales; Glomerellaceae
Exons: 1
Coding region: 1-927 (308 amino acids)
Cellular component (GO): nucleus
Source: RefSeq, a predicted model, not a curated record